AUGGCAACAGAUGUCAGAAUGUCUCCACAAGAAGAGGGCGAACUUUCUGACGUUGACCGAAGAGCGAGCUCUGAUGAAAGCGAACUAAAGGAAAACAGAAAGAGAAAGUUUGCCGAAUUAUCGGAUACAUCUGAUAGAGAAGCGAAGCGACGCUUUGUGGAAAAUCCCCCUGAGGAGCCAGAAUUGAGUGAUUCAGGAAGACUGUCCGGGGAGUCGGACAUUGAGGCGAGGCAGAAAGAUGAUGAUGAUGACAUGUGUAGUCAUGGUCGCAGUAAAGAAAAUAGCGGUGAUGAAGACAAACUCUAUGAUCAAGUGGAAGAAAAGAAAGAUUAUAAAAAGAAUAGAGAUGUGAAGAAAGAAGACAAAAAAGAAAACCUACCCGAGCGAAGUCGAGAAAAGGAGGACAAUGGCAAGGAAAGAAGAGGUCGUGAAGAAACUAGAGAGCGAAGGGACGGUGUCGAGCGCAGGGACAGAAGCGAUCGUGGACGCUCAAGAGAAAGGCGAGACAACAGGCGUUCAACUACCAGGGAGCGCGAAGAACGCGAAAGAAGAGAUCGCGACAGACAUCGCAGUUCUCUGGAACGACGAAGAGAAAGAAGCUCCGACAGGUACAAGGAACACCGUAGCACAUCCCGUUCUUAUAGAGACAGAAGAGAUGACAGGAGGGUGGAUUCAUAUCGUGAUAGAGAUCGUGACAGGAAUCGAGAUAGAUAUCACGGACGGCGUAGUCGAACACCUGAGAGAAGGCGUGGUGAUAGAAACGACAAGUCUAGAGAUGAGGAUGAUGAGAUAAUUCCGAAUAUUGAAUGGAAUCCUGAAGAGGAUUCUGAUGAUGAAGAAAGGAAAAUUCAAGAACAGAGGGAACGACGGAUGAGGCUUUUGCAGCAGAUGAAUAAAACCGAAGAAAAGGAGCCUGACAAGACGAAAAUUUAUUCCGACGAGAGUUCAGAGGAAGAUGCUCUAAUCAGAGAAGCUCGUCGCUUGGUUGGACCGAGUGGCGUUGGAAGCGAAAGCCCAAUGAGCAGCAGCGCGAUCUCUUCUCCAGAAAGAGACGCUGGUGACAGUACGCCCGGCGAUUUCUUUGCUGAUCUGAAGGAGAAAAUGGUGCAUUUGAAAGGACUGGACGAGCAUCUAGUUGACGAGACGUUGCAAAAGGCUAAAAAGCAAGAGGCAGACGAUGCUAAACGAGAAAGAGAAUAUCAUGCAAACGACACGCCGGUGAAGGAGGAACCUCCGAAAGUAAUCGCUCCUCCCAAACCGGUAACAAAGACCAAGACCGAGUUUGAUAUGUUUGCGGAUGACGCUGAUCUCCCACAGGAUGGAAUCGUCGCCGAUGAAGCUGUUUUGGAGUCCCAAGGACAUCACGCUGACGCUUUGAGAGACAACUGGGACGAUGCGGAGGGCUAUUACCGAGUACGUAUUGGAGAAGUACUAGACGGCCGCUAUAGAGUAUUCGGGUAUACUGGAGCAGGAGUAUUCGGGAAUGUGGUCAGAUGCACAGAUCAGAACAGAAAUGACGUGGUUGCCAUCAAAAUUAUACGAAACAACGAAAUAAUGCGUAAAACAGGGCUUCGAGAAUUGGAAGUGUUGCGUAAGUUGAAUGAGGCAGAUAGAGAAGACAGAUUUCAUUGCCUUCAACUGUAUCGCACGUUCAAUCAUCACAACCAUCUGUGCCUUUGCUUUGAGAAUCUGAGACACAGUCUCAUGUAUGCUCACGUUUGGUGUGAUAUUAUGUUUUUUACACUGCGUAGUUUUGUGUUCAUGACUAAGAAUUGCAGCAUGAAUUUGCGAGAGCUUCUCAAGAAGUAUGGUAAUAAUGUUGGUUUGCACAUGAAAGCUGUACGAAGCUAUGCUCAUCAACUGCUUAUGGCGCUACGACUGCUGAAGAAAUGUGGUCUUGUCCAUGCCGACAUCAAGCCCGACAACAUUUUGGUAAACGAGUCGAAGCUGGUACUGAAGCUAUGUGAUUUUGGGUCAGCUGGUCAUGUCCGAGAUCAGGAGAUUGCUCCAUAUCUCGUUUCAAGGUUUUAUCGAGCGCCAGAAAUCAUGCUGGGCAUUCCUCAUGACUAUGGUAUUGAUUUGUGGUCUAUAGCAGUUACUAUUUAUGAAGUAUACACAGGAAAAAUCAUGUUUCCGGGAAAGAGCAAUAACCACAUGCUCAAGCUUUUCACAGAAGUGAAAGGGAAGUUUCCCAACAAGCUAGUUCGAAGAGCUCAAUUCCGCGAUCAACAUUUUGACGCCAACUGCAACUUACUUUACCAUGAGGUCGACAAAGUAACUCAACGAGACAAGGUGACAGUUCUAUCGAACAUUCGCAUAUCUCGAAAUCUAGAGCUCGAGUUGUUAGGAGAACAGGAUCUCGAUCGCGAUGGAAUAGCUCAGGUUCAUUCAUUCCGCUCACUCCUAGAGCAAAUGCUGGUGUUGGAACCGGCAAAACGAAUAACUUGUGGUGAAGCUAUCAAGCACCCGUUCUUUUCCAUGAAGUGA
This is a messenger RNA of Ostertagia ostertagi, 2487 nucleotides long. NCBI's taxonomy places the organism in Eukaryota, Metazoa, Nematoda, Chromadorea, Rhabditida, Trichostrongylidae. The record is from the annotation of a GenBank genome assembly.